AUUGAGUGUUCUUCAAUUUUAAUAAUUAAUUACAAAGAGAAGAAAUGUAGUAAUCAUAUUUCCAAGUUUCACAUAAAUAUUAAUUCAAACACAUAUGAAUGAAGUAAACAUGAAUUGCAGUUUCAUCUUUCCGCUAUUGAAUUCUCGAAGAUUUGAAAUCACAUGAAUCACAUUCAAUUUAGUAACCUAAAAUAUAACGUAAAAAUGUAACGUUCAAGCAUAUUAGAGCAUCCAGCUAUUUCCGACAGUUACACAAUCAUAAGGAUACCGCUGAAUCAUGCUACAACACAAGAGAAAGCACAAGCAACGCAAGCAGGAGGCGAUCGAUCCGUUAAAACAAGAAGAAACAGCGCGGAAAGUCGCGGCGGUGGAAGCAAAGAGACAGAAAGUCAUAAACGACGUGGAACUUUCUUUAAAGCGAAGGCGAUUUGACAGAAUAGCGAUAGAAAACGCACGUUCCGAAACGGAAGCGAACAUUUGGCAGAAAGAGAUUAGGGAUGCCGGAAAAGUGCGUGGGGAAAAAGUGAUGUCGCAGAUCCGCCGAGAUCUCGGCGCUAUUAUCGAAGCGGGCAUAAAAUGCGUUCAACCGUCAGCGAUUCUACCCAAAAAGAUUAAAUACGACGGCCGUGCCACCCUAACAAUUAAGGAUGUCAAGUACAGGAUAAAUAACAACGUGCACAUCAUCGGCUGGGGCAAGGAGGCAGUCAUGACGAGCACGACGUUCGAAAGGAUGCUCGGCAAACAGGUGAAACGGGGAUUUAUGGUGGUCCCUCGCAGAUCGAUCUCCUUGAUGUGGAGCUACCCGGCAGCAUUUCCCAAAUUGGAUAGCCGUAUAACUUUCAUCGAGGCCGGCACGGAUGGACAGCCGGACGAGAAGACGGUCGAGAUUACGCGGAAAAUCGCGAAUUACUGCAAGCGGCUGAAAAAAUGUGAUCUGCUGAUUGUCAUGCUGUCGCGAGACGUGGACGAUCUCCUGUGCUGCCCGCGGGAUACAAUCACGCUGAAGAAUAAAUUGAGAGUUCUCAAUAGGUUAAAAGCUACUAAUGCGACUCCCGAGGAAAUCAAUAUCGUGAGGAAUAAACUCUCCGCGAUAAGAGGCGGUGAUCUGGCGCGUCAGGCUUAUCCAGCCAAAGUCGUCACCCUCGUCAUGUCCGACGUGUCAGCAGAACCGUCGGAACAAUUGGGAGGCGGUCCGUGCGUUUACGACCCAAAGAAUCGAAGGGCCCUGGCCAUUCUGGCCAAGUACGAACUCGUCGACAAAGUAUCGCAGAGCGUUCGCGAGCUGUUAGGGGAAUUCAACCCCCGGAUCAGCGCGGCGGAUGGCCGAUUGGACGAGCGGAAGAGGUACAAAUUCGUGCAGCAAUGCGUGCUCGCGUGCAACGACGACGCUCUGGAGGGCAUGGCGACACAGGUCCUCAAACUGGGACUGUCCCCUAUAAGACUAAACCCCACCGGUGCCGGUACCGUCGAUGAGUUCGCGCAGGAGUACGCAAAGAUCGCGUCGCUGAUGAUCCUGGCGGCCGAGGGCAAGAUCACCAAGCUGGAGAUGUACGAGCAGAUGAAGGAGAGUCCGGUGUGCCCGUUGACUGACCGGCAGGUGUGGGAGAUGUUCCCCACGGGGGACAAGUGGGGCCUGGGGUUGUGCCUCGUGCUGGGCGGUCGACCGACCGUUCGUCUCGGCGUGCGUCCCGGCAAGGGUGGGCCCAAUCAAGAGCUGGCGCUUCGCUUCGCCUUAUAUUGGUACACGCGUACCCGGCAAUAUCCAAUUUUGCGAGGGUACACCGUCUGGUUCGCCGGCGGUAGCUCUCGCGGAAAGGACGGUAAUACUGGCGCAGCUGGCGCAUUCGGAUACAGGAGCCUUGCCACCGAUGUUCACCCGGAAUACGAAAAAGCGUGCAACGUGCACCGAGCGGCUCUCCUAGAGUGGCGGCGCCUCAUCGAGGGUAAACACGGCGAAUCAGAGAUCGCGGAAGCUGGCCGAGCGGUGAGAGACACGGAGGAAAUGAGGGAGAGAUACGCGACCGUUUUGCCGGAGCGGAUUUUGCAAGAGAACAACGCCAAUCUGUUCUUCUCGUGUGUCAACAAGGGCGACGAGCUGCUGCAGUUAAAGGGUGCGGAUUAUUACGCGUUGGCGGACAUCGGGGAUCUGCAUGUUAUACGAAUCGCACGCUACCAGUGCAACUGCAGCGGCGCCUGUCACGUGGACGAAGAUGGGAUACGCGCCGAUAGAGACUGA
Messenger RNA from Ooceraea biroi (clonal raider ant), 2236 nucleotides. Its product is annotated as glycerate kinase. The record is from RefSeq and is a predicted model, not a curated record. Gene Ontology annotation, molecular function: glycerate kinase activity. Gene Ontology annotation, cellular component: cytoplasm. Gene Ontology annotation, biological process: protein phosphorylation. NCBI's taxonomy places the organism in Eukaryota, Metazoa, Arthropoda, Insecta, Hymenoptera, Formicidae.